AUGAAUGGUGCUAGCAAUUUGACAUUGGACAUGGUCCUGAACCCGGGCACGAUCGUUAAUACAGAACGAGAGGUGAUCCUACUUCGAGCUGAGCUGAAGGCGACGCCAGAGGAGCAAACUGAGAAGAUCAAAAAGCUAGAGGACAAGAUCGAGGAGAAACAGAUGAAGAUUGUGAAUGAGAUGAAGCUAGUCAUGACUGACAAUCUCAAACUGGAGUUCUUAGUACAAGCCAUUCUGUCAAUAUUUGCUUUUGGCUUCAUGUGCUAUGAUGCCUUCCCAUGGAUACCUGAUCUGACCUGGGCCGGCAUCAACAAAGUUGGUUCCAAGCUGGCGCUCAAGCUUUUUGGCGUUUGGGGCCUGUGGCUGUUUACUGUGCCGGCUCUUCGUGCACGAAAACCUGGUGGGCCAUAUGGCAUGGGCUACGAGGAGAAGCGAGCGCUGGACAUCUCCUUUCUGGUGUUGCCCUUUGUUUGCAUAUUUGCGCCAAUUGUGUUCAAGGAUGCAUCGACAACCUACUGGCUCUCGCUGCUCACUCUGGGUGCAUUGUAUGGGUGGAGCUUCAACACGCCGUUAACUGAUGGCAAGAUCCAGCGUGGAGCGGGCCAGGACCUUAACUUGCCAGAGCCUGUGAUGUGGGCAAUUAAGGCCCUGGACUUUGGCACUGGCUCCGAGCGAGGUGCACGCUCGGAGGACAAAUCAUGGCAGGACCAGCUAGCAGCCUAUGAGAAGGCUGCUGAGGAGCUGGCUGCAAAAAAAGCCGAGAGGGCAGCUGCCGGAAGCAAGCAGUGA
Messenger RNA from Symbiodinium pilosum, 789 nucleotides. The record is from the annotation of a GenBank genome assembly. Lineage: Eukaryota; Dinophyceae; Suessiales; Symbiodiniaceae.